CGCUGUAAACCUCACCCAAAUAACAGAUUUAAUGUGACAGCUAAUAAUACUGCAGUGCUUGAGAGGUUUCAAUUUGGCCCACUACUGUUUUAUUGCAGAACAAAAUGGAGAGACUGCAAUAAAUUGUGGGAGUCAAACACGGUUGUGUUGACAGAGCAAGUUAGCUACACGUGAAGAUAAGACUGUGCAACCACUACAAAUUCUGAAUUAAAGGCCAGUCUAGCAUUGUGAAGAUGCCAAAGCCAGCAGAAGGAACAGGCGUGGCAAUUAGGAAGAGAUCCAGAGUGCCUGGUGUUAUGGUCACACAAUACAUUGAAGAACUGCCACCUGGAUCUACUACUCCCGAUUUCAUCCGAAAACCCAUAGCCUUAACUAUACAGGAAGGCAAACUGGCCUUUUUCAAAGCUGUUGUGAGUGGAUAUCCAGUACCAGAUGUUUCAUGGGCACGUAACAAGGGAGAUAUCUCUAAUUCAACAAAAUAUGUUUCACGAUUUGAUGAGAAGAAUGAAGAAUAUAUUCUGGAGAUACCAAAUGUAGAUUCGGAUCAAGCAGACACAUACAAAUGUUUUGCUAUAAAUCCAUUUGGAAAGGCGGUUUGUACUGCUGCACUGAAUGUCAUUGAGGUUGGAUUCAAGAAAAGAGCGCCAGCCCCCAAAAGUGACCCUGAUGAGUUCAGAAAAAUGCUGAAGAAAACGGUUGGGAAGAGAAAAGAAAAACAAUGGAAUGAAGGAGAAAUCGAUCCGAGGUUCUGGGAGGUGUUACUGAGUGCACCCAGGAAAGAUUAUGAACGGAUUUGUCAGGAAUUUGGAGUCACCGACUUCAGGUGGAUGCUGAGAAAACUUAACCAGAAGAAAAAGGAAAGAGAGGCAGAACAAUCCAAGUAUGUUGAGAAAAUCCACAGCUUGAAACAGAUCGAGGUAAAAACGGAUGGCACAGCGGAAUUUGAACUCGACAUGAAGUUAAAGGAUCCUAACAGCAAAAUCCUUCUCUUCAAAGAUGGGGAAAUGCUUGACUAUGGAGAUGGAACUGAUGAGGCCACAAAACAUAAUAUGCAGAAAUUUGGUGAAACAUACUUGUUCAGCAUUAGAGAUGUUGGCUCAGAAGAUGCUGGGUUAUAUCAAGUGGAUGUAGAGGAGGUGAACAUGUUCUCAACUUCCCUAGUGUUGCCUGAUGUGGAGUUAAAUACUACACUGAAAGACAUUAAAGUGAUUGAGGGGCAGGAUGCGGUGUUUGAAUGUGCCUUAUCGGACCCAGUACCCCAAAUCACCUGGUGUGCUAAUGACAUCUCUGUUGAGCAUGGGGAAAAAUAUGACAUUGCAGUGUCAGAAGACAAGCAAGUCCACAAACUAGCAGUGAAAAACUGUACAAAAGAGGACAAGGGAGUCUAUACGGCUAUUGCUGGGCUCAGGUCAAGCCAGGGGACUCUGGAUGUGGAAGAUGAUCCCAGUGCCCACGGGAAAGAUGAUGGUGCAGAUGAACUAGCCAGACGUUUAGCGGAAGAGAAAGCCAGACUGCAGAGGGAAAAGGACGAGGCGGCCAGGAGGGCACAGGCUGAAAAAGAUGAAGCAGCGAGGAAGGCCCAGGCUGAAAAAGAUGAAGCAGCCAGGAAGGCCCAGGCUGAAAGAGAUGAGGCAGCGAGGAAGGCCCAGGCUGAAAAAGAUGAAGCGGCCAGGAGGGCCCAGUCUGAAAGAGAUGAGGCAGCCAGAAGGGUUCAGGCCGAACAAGAUGAGGUGGCUAGGAGGGCAAAGGCCGAGCGAGAUGAGGCAGCCAGAAAAGCUUGGGAAGAACUAGAUGAGGCGGCCAGGAGGGCCCAAGCUGAAAGAGAUGAGGCGGCCUGUAGAGCCCAAGCUGAAAGAGAUGAGGCAGCCAGGAAGGCCAAGGCCGAGAGAGAAGCUGCUGAAAGGAUGGCAGCUAUGGCAGCAGGAAAAGGCAGUGGAGGAUCUAGCCUGGGAGAUGGGAGUGAGGGUGAUGGAACGGGGAAGAACGGAAAAGGAGGAGAUGGUACCUUGGUAAAUGGGUUAGGAGAUGGGAGUGGAAGUCAUGGAAAAGGUGAUGGAUUGGAUUUAGAUGGAUCAGGUGGAGACGGGUCAGGUGAUAAGAAGCGUACAAGAGUCGGUGAGCUGAUUCCUAACAACAUCAUAGACCAUGGAGUCCACUUCCUGAACGGGUUGUCAGAUACUGCAGCCAAUGUUGGAGAAUCAGCAGAGUUGUCCUGCAAACUUAGCAGUGAAGAUAGCAAUGGAUUAUGGUACAAAGAUGGAAAAAAGUUGGAGUCAAAGGAUGGAAUUACAAUUGUCAAAGAUGGGGCUCACCACAAACUAAUCAUCCAUGACUGCCAAGAAAGAGAUGCUGGAAAAUAUAAGUUUGAGGCUGAAGGACGUAAAUCAGAGGCUGCACUAAAUAUUAAGGAUCCACCCAAAAUUGAUGCAGAUGCCUUGAGUAAAUUCUCAGAGCCUGUUAUUGUCAAGGCAGGAGAAAAUGCUUCCUUCAAACUACCAUUUUCAGGCAAAGAACCCAUUAAGAUUCAGUGGUUUAAAGAGGACGAAGAGUUGCUGGAGGGUCACGGUGUCAGGAUCGAAAAGUCUUCCACUCAUAGCCGUCUACUUCUUACUAAGUGUCAGCGCAAAGACACUGGAGAGAUAAAAAUCAAAAUCAAGAAUGAAUUUGCCACUGUAGAGGCAACUUCAGAACUUACAGUAGUUGACAGGCCAACUCCACCACAAGGACCUGUACAAAUCGUAGAAAGCUCCUUGUCUGCCAUUGAGUUUAAAUGGAGACCCCCAAAGGAUGAUGGUGGUUGUCCAGUGACUAAUUACAACCUGGAGCGACAGCAGCUGGGACGGAACACCUGGACUAAAAUCGGAGACAUUCCUGGACAGCCUACCUACAGAGACACAAACAUAGAUCGUGGCCGAAAGUACUGCUACAGAAUCCGGGCAAAAAACUUGGAGGGCUUCAGUGAAGUCUUGACAACUAAUGAUAUUGCUGCUGGCACUUUGGCAUUCCCUGGCUCUCCUGCUCCUCCUAAAAUAGUCAGUGCCUUUAAAGACUGCAUUAACUUGGCCUGGCUUUCUCCCUCCAGCACUGGAGGGGGCAGUAUCAUUGGAUACAAUGUUGAAAAACGCAAAAAAGGUAGCAAUUUUUGGAGUCAAGCAAACCCAAAAGAUGAUCCAAUCCGAGACAAAAAAUAUGCUGUAAAAGAUGUAAUCGAAGGUGUGGAGUAUGAGUUCAGAGUGAGCGCUAUUAACACAUGCGGGCCUGGGGAACCAAGUGGGCCGUCUGAAUGUGCAAUUGCAAGGGACCCCAAAAAGCCUCCUGGUAAGGUCAAAGACUUCAAAAUUACUGGAUCGAGCUACACCAGUCUAUCUCUUUCCUGGACUAAACCUAAGGAAGUCAAAGGUGAGGAAGAUGAAGCAAAAGGCUAUUUUGUGGAAAUCAGACCCACAGACCAACUUGAGUGGAGUCGUAGCAAUACAAACGCAGUGAUUCAGACUUCCUUCACUGCUGUGGGAUUGAAGUCAAUGGCCAUGUAUUGGGUUAGAGUGAUCGCCGUCAAUGAAGGAGGAGAGGGGCUUCCACAGAGCUUUGACAAUUACAUCAUUGCCAUGCCUCCUCCAGUAAAGCCAAAGUUCACUGACAAAAAAAUGAAAAGUUUCAUGGUUGUUAAAGCUGGAAACACUGUUCGUGUCAGCGUCAGUUUUGAGGCCUCUCCUUUACCAGACAUAACAUGGCUAAAGAAUGGUGUUCCUGUAGCCAAACAUGUGACAAUUACUAAUUUUGAAAAAGGUUCUCAGCUAUUUAUUUACACCUCAGAGCUGUCUGACACUGGCAUUUAUACUGUCAAUGUGAAGAAUAUGGUGGGCCAGGACACCUUCACUAUUGAAAUAAGAGUCACUGAUGAUCCCAAGCCUCCAGGUCCUGUAGAACUGGAACAGCAUGUCCAAGGCACUGUGACUCUGUCAUGGACUCCUUCUCCCGAUGAGAAACGAGACAACCAUCUGCAUUACAUGGUGAUGAAGCGGGACUCUGUCAAGCAAACAUGGCUUACACUGGUUGACUGCUUGUUCAACAACAAAUUCACAGUCAUUAACAUCUUGCCAGGAAGAGAGUACAAUUUCAGAGUGUUUGCCAAGAAUGAUAUAGGCCUCUCAGAGCCCUCAGUGUCUCCAGUUUGGGGAACCACCAAAAAAAGAGAAAAAUUCACAUAUAGCUUGCCUGUAUCAAAGACCCUCGACUUCCAGGCAGCCCCGAAAUUUAUUGUCCCUUUGAAAGUUCACGCUGCUCCGCCAGGUUAUGAGUGCUAUAUGAGCUGUGCUGUGACGGGCAACCCAACCCCACAUAUUACCUGGUACCAUAAUAAUGUCAGCCUCAACACAAAUCCCAACUACUACAUCACAAACGUGUGUGGUGUUUGUUCACUGCUCAUCCUGAGGGUUGGACCCAAAGACAUGGGAGAGUACAAGGUUGUAGCCGAAAGCCCCCUUGGUCAUGAUGAGUGCUCCACCAAACUUAUAGUCAAAGAGUAAAGAAACUUCAAACAACACCGUUUGUGAUCAUAUUUCUUGAAAGUGAAAUAAAUGUAAUAAUUGAUGUGAUCUUAAAUAAAAAAUAAAAUAAAAAGA
Molecule: messenger RNA, 4622 nt
Organism: Sinocyclocheilus rhinocerous
Lineage: Eukaryota; Metazoa; Chordata; Actinopteri; Cypriniformes; Cyprinidae
Product: immunoglobulin-like and fibronectin type III domain-containing protein 1
Exons: 24
Coding region: 234-4526 (1430 amino acids)
Molecular function (GO): protein binding
Source: RefSeq, a predicted model, not a curated record